Molecule: messenger RNA, 285 nt
Organism: Trichoderma harzianum CBS 226.95
Lineage: Eukaryota; Fungi; Ascomycota; Sordariomycetes; Hypocreales; Hypocreaceae
Exons: 2
Coding region: 1-285 (94 amino acids)
Source: RefSeq, a predicted model, not a curated record
AUGGCUGGAAUAAGACCCAUUCCUUUGAGAAUCGCGCUCGCUCUGAGCUUUUCAAUUACUGCUUGGGCCCACAAUCCUACAGUCGAAUGGAUCAAAUGCCCGGUCGGUGUUACCAGCCCUGUUGAGUGUGGACAGAUCCAAGUACCGUUGGAUCACGCAACUCCUGAUGGAGAGACUAUUACUCUUAGUCUGACCCGUCUUCAAGCUACUAAUCCAGGCUGUGGUCCCAGGCAGGGGCCGUACAUAGAAGAUGGCGGGCCUGGCGAACCAAACGUACAAAUGUGA